AUGGCUCUAGUCCAUAUAAAUGAUGGAUAUCUCAUUCACUCUAUUAAGGUUGGAAACCUACCGAACGAUGGCUACAAGCUGGGGUACAGUUUAUCCACGUGUACUAUGGACCCUCCUUCAGUUCUAGCCAAGAUUAUAAUAGAAGCUAAGCUAGUAGAGGUUGGGUUCCUAUCCAGAGAGAGUAUCUGGAGUACUGAUCUGGAUUGGAUUGUUCCAAACAAUGAUCGUUUGAUCGUUCUUAGUUUCUUCACGGGAUCGUCAACUGUCAACCAUCUAGAGAGCACGACGAUGUUGUCUCCCGUGAACCACCCUGCCGACCAGAUCAGGAAGUUCCUUGAGCAGGACACCCCCUGGACACCCUUCUCCGCCGAGUUCAUCAACUACGCCCUGGCCCUCCUCGUCUUUAGUAUCCGCUACCCCGCUGUAUUCUGGAAGACGAACAAGGCCCUGGCGUUCUUCUUCUCCCUUCAGCUGGUCGGGAACGGGAUCCAGAACCUGAUGGCGUUUGCGGCAAUGUCGAUCAUGUACAAGGUUCAUGUGCUGGGACCCCAGAAUGUGCUGCACAAGUACGAACCGUUCCUUUUGAACACCCCGAUCUCCAUGCUUCUCUAUCUGCUCUCCUGCAUGAUAGUAACGGCCUCCUCCUCCGUGAUCUACAUGUACGGAUACCAAAAGUUUAUGGCGUUCCUCCAGACCGAACGCGAGAAGAAGACAAUCUUGUUGGCCGAGGGGAAGACCUCAUUAUGGCUCUACUUCCCCCACACUGCUGCUAUGUGCACGCUGAUCGCCCUGGCCGUGUGUAACGGCCCGCUUCUCUAUGACUUUACGAUCAUCUACAAGGGAUCGCUGGACGGAACAGUUUUAGUAUUUGUGAUCGCCACGGUGCUGCACUUGUUCCUGUGGAUCGUAACCUGGCUGUUCUUGACUGUAAAAAUGACCUGGAAGUUUAAACUUCGCGUCACUGUCGGCCGUGCAGCUGUUCACAACGCAAAGUCGAUCAAACUAGUCAACGACAUUGACCUUCACCAUCAACCAGUGGACAAGGAAAAUGCGCCAAUGCUAAUUGUUGGAUUUGGGAAAACGUUUACUGUACAUGACCAGGCUCCCAAGAAGUUGAUAAUGCGAACUCUUGCUAAGGCUGCUAUGGAAACGGACCGUGCUCUCGAAGAGGAAGAAACCUACUGGUUAAAGGGCGAUACUCCAUCCAAAGCUACGGCUCCGACUUCAAACACGAUAUUAAGAGUGCACGCGUCACCGAGCUUAAACAAGAGAAAUGAUGGAAACGACAGUGUGACCAGCCAAAGUCCAAGGCGGAUCAACCCAGGCCACACCUCCCCCCAGACCAGUACGGUACAGGAUACAGACGACAGGAUACCUAAAGACAGUAUCUACGGGACGAUUAGAACAAAAGGAAAAACUCGUCCCAUUACUGAAGGGGAAAGCUUACAAGCUCUGAAUACUGUUCAUCAACAUAUAAUUUCAGAAGAGGAUGUAGACAGCCUACCCCCUCCUCCUCUAGAUGAGGGCGGGGACCGACAGCCACACCUCCUCCCCCCUAGACCAGCGCCUAGGAAAGGGGGACACCCUCAAGAUGUUAUGGAUGUUCACACCCCUCGUAGCAAUCGCAGUAUAGACUCUGGACUUCCAGAUUCCAGCAGUACCACCUCUAGCAGCAGUCCCCCGGGCCAGCAGCAGCAGCAGCAGUUCACAGAGUCAGAGCAGCUGCAGCAUAGAAAGUCGAGCAGUUUAGACAACAUUCCGGUGCCAGCUGCUCUCCCGCCCGGUGCUGCGCACUGGAAGAGUUUCAGUCUGCAACGCGGCAUAGUUCCGCCAGGGGAGGACGAAGUGGGAACCGCGGUGGAUGGUCGUGGCGGUGGAUACGAGGAGAGGACAACCGCGGUCUUUGAAACAGAGGAAGAUGUUUACGGACGGUGUACAAACAUGAAGCUCACUUCUUUUACAGAAAUGUCACAG
Messenger RNA from Eurytemora carolleeae, 1974 nucleotides. Its product is annotated as protein tincar. NCBI's taxonomy places the organism in Eukaryota, Metazoa, Arthropoda, Copepoda, Calanoida, Temoridae. The record is from RefSeq and is a predicted model, not a curated record. The transcript is spliced from 9 exons. The annotation marks the transcript as partial.